AUGGGCAAUGCAGGUGGCAGGGUUCAUAUUUUUAACUCGAAACUGGCAAAAAGAUGAAACUGUGUUGAAAGAAGCUUUGGAUUACUACUGUCAACUAAAAUACACUCCUCAAAUACUUCUUUUUCCUGAAGGAACCGACUACUGUAAAGAUUCAAAGCCAGCUAGUGACCGUUAUGCCAAGAAGAAUGACCUUCUAAUCUAUGACUACGUACUACACCCGCGUACAACCGGCUUUAAUUAUAUUGUGCAACAUCUUAUAAAAUGUGACAUGAUUGAUGCAGUGUAUGAUGUCAACAUGGGCUAUCCAGAAGGCAUUCCUAUUAACGGAGAGGUGGACAUUCUCAACGGUCGCUUCCCUGGGGAAGUUCACACCAAGAUCCGGCGAUACCCAAUUUCAUCCUUACCCACCACUGACAAAGAUAUCCAGGAAUGGUGCUUACAACGCUGGAUGGAAAAAGAAGAAACGCUCAGAAAGUUCUAUGAAGACGACAGAAAGUUUGUUAACGACACAUGCGUAGAUUCCCCUGGCGGUGACACGCCUCUCGAAGGGAAAUCAUGCAGACAGCGUUCCAAUCCUAUUUUUCUAUACUUAUCCUUAGUCUAUUGGUUGGUGUUCCUCCUGGUAUCGUUAUAUUUCUUGUAUGCAUAUUCAUUAGCGCGGUGGUUUUUCUUGGUGGUUUGUGUAUUCUACGCAGUUCAAGGAUUAUUGCGUGAUGGCAUUGACCAACUCAUUGUGUCAUGUUUCAGAAGCUAGGUUAACACCUACUUAAUGAUAUACUCUUUGUGGUAAGCUCAUAAAGAAUCAGAAAUGUAUUGCAAACUUAAUUUCUACCGUGUAUAAUCUAAUGUAUAAUCAGCUAUGUGCUCUGCUGCCCUCAGCAUCAACUUUAGUAAAUGAUGCAGUUAAAUUUCUGACAUUUGGUCGAAGUUCAAAACUUCACUUAGUCCUUUGUAAGGAGGCUAGGUUGUCUUUGAAUUCUAAGAUGCAGUUUGGCCCGAAUCCAUGUUUUUGCAGAGAACUGAGGACAGUCAAGGAUGAGUGAAUCUGUUUCAGGAUCACAUUGUCACUUAAAUCAAAAGCUCCCUUAUUUCAGUCUCCUUUUGUGUGCAUGCUAGAUAACAGCAUGAAAGCUCUUUAGCACAGUAGUUGUAGCUGCGGUACAUGCCUCAUGUGCUUGCCUCACAGCAGAGGAUGGCCGGGACCACUGUCCAGCUAGUUAACCAAUUCAAUCAAUGCUAUUUAACAAAUAUGGCUCUCUGAAUCCGUUUAAGCAACGUUAACUUCAUAAGUGUGUGGUAAAAAGGCCGUUUUUGUGUCAGACUACAUUAUACAUACGUCUUCGUACUACGGGUAACACUGCCAGUAUACGUCUAGUCUCCGCACUAGCUUCAUCUACAAAAAGAUUACAUGCUAGACUAAUCUGCAUACUACAUAAUAUGUGGUAUGCACGUUAAGAUCGAUAAGCUGUUAGCAAUGUGACUACUAUAUAAUUAGCAACCAGUAUAGGCUACUGCUAUAGGGAACAGCAAACCUAAUUUGAAAAAUAAUAAUAAUAAUAAUAAUAAAUAAUAUAGCAAUUUAUAUAGCGCUGCCUUUUGCCAAGGAUACAAGGCACUUUGAUAUGUGGACUAGGAAGUCGAUCAAUGACUUUCUUCUCCCCCGAGGGUCCCUUUGAGUCUGUGCUACCUGGUAAGCCGGUACCAGUAACUCUCGUCGUCCACUACAGGGGCUGUCUGUACCAGAACACCGGGGUAUCUCCCUACUCGUCUUGAAUAAAGUACUGGGUUCAUUGUACUGCACACAAGCCAUUGCGUACACUGGGCCCCACGGUUUAUAGUCCUUACCCGAGAAGAUUUGUUCUACUAUCAGAACCAUAGGCGAGCGUGCUAUUUGUACCAGCACCGAUAUUAUGGCUGUAGGUUGUAUCCCCCUGCUAACCACUCAGCAAUUUGACUCGCCUAUGGUUCACAUUGAAAAUUACCAGCAGUGACUGGCAUAGGUGUAGUAGCAUUUUUGCCAUUAGCAUAACAAGUGUAAAUUCCUCUAGCGUAAGCUAAGCUUUACUUCUACCAGUAGCAUAAAGUAAAGUAACAAUAUAAGAAUUGUUGAAUAUACUUAGUAAUUCACAAGAACAACUGAUCAAACAGUAUUAUUUUGAAUAUUAUUUAACUAUUUUAAUUGAUACCAAAAACGAUAAGUCAAAAAAAGUAGAUAAUGUAUGAAUUUUAUUGUAUUAUGAAUGCAGCAGUUGUAAGUAGAACUGCAGUAGAAAUGAGAGAUUCCCAUACAUGCACAAUGUAGUUACUCUUAGUUUAGACAAAAAUCUGUGAUGUCACCACAACCAUAUUCAGGUGUGUCACAUGGUUUUUGUCAAAUAUAAGUUUAUACUAUCGACAGAGCUUUAGUUGUUAAGUGUCUGAUUUGGAAAAUAGUAUUUAUGCUAUAGAAUUUUUUUUGUAGUCUUUACAUUCAUAGGCUAUCAACAAAUAGAUGCAAUAACUUAAAGAUAGGGAUAGUUUUGUAUGUAAAAACAAAAGUUUAAAAUGGUGGGAAAAUUAAUUUUUGUCUUAUGCACAAGUUUUUACAAAAUGUUAUUGAAUUUGUCACAAUAUUUAUGCUAGUGUAUGAUUAUUUGAUUGAUUGAUUGAUUGAUUGAUUGAUUGAUUGAUUGAUUGGCCAAUUGAUUGACCAAAGCUUCUAAUAGAGAAGAAAAUUUGCUAUAUGUUGGGGUAAUGGAAAACAUUUUUAUCUUUGUUCAGUUAAGAAUACUGAAUGGAAUUCUGUGAGCAUUAAACUUAUUUUUCAGUUGUUUUAUUUGAAUCAUUUUAAGCAUGUAUUUUCUGAAAUUUUUCUAAAAUGCACAAAUAUUAUUUUACAAUAAGUACCAAUUUACUAACUAUCGAGUUACUCUUAAGCUAAGAUUAUGCUGACCUUGUAACGUAACUCAACUGACCUUUGACAACAGCCUGGCAACUGGUGAGAAACCGAGUCGCAAAAUUUGAAUUGUGACGUGAGUAGUCCUUGUGGUCGUAAGAAAUGAAAAUCAGUGCCUCUUAGUUGCCCAUCUUCUAUUUCGCUGCGAUCUAAAGCAACUGACAAACGAUUGAAUGCUUAUGUGGCCGUUAGCUAGUCAUUAACCGUGUGUGGCGCGCACGCUGAAAUUUGUAUCCAAUUCUGGGAGCAACUGGCUGUAAAUACUCCAGUCAGAAGUGACAUAAUCACUCUACACAACUAUCCACUUGCUUGCAGUUGCACAGUUGAAAGUGACAGGUUGACACGAGCACUACCAGCAAACUCGUUGAUCGUAGUGGAGUCGAGACAAAUCGCAAGGGCGACAUAAUCUUACUUAAGGACACUGCAUGAGACAGACAACUUCCAAAGUCAAGGACUGCUCUCGACCAAAGUCCAAUUAUCCCCUAAUUUACCAUUUCUCUUGUGUGUGUAUUUAAAUAAUUGAUUUUUAAAGUAAUAUUAAUUUAAUAUCAAAAGUAUUAUAACUUUGUUUUGUGUUUAUAUGUCUUGCCACAGAAAAACAAAUUACUGUACAGGUUGAUUACUGGACAAAAAGUUUAUCUUAUAAUAUACAGUAAAAACAACAAUAAUGAAAGUCAACAAAUUUUAAAUGAUGUAAUUUUUUAAUUUUGCCAAUGUAUAUUUUUCAAGAAUAGCAUUUAAGGUCUUUCAGGUGUUUGAAAUAAUAGUUAUAGCUUUUAUCAAUUUUAUGAUAAUAGAAGCAAUGAUUGUUUUAUUUGUCGUCUAGUAUUAGGUGUUGCUCUCACAAGGAACAGUGUGCUUGUGUAUUGCAUUAGUGUUAUCAGUACAGGUAUUAAAAAAUAAUUACAGUACAGUAUUACAUUUGUACUUGAAGGUUUCUGAACCAAAUAACCUCAUUUAAUAAUAGGAAUGUUGUUGUGUUAUCGUACUGGGUGCUCAGUACGUUCCCAAAUACUUGCGAAAAAAAUCUUACUAAUGAUUCUUGUGGGAACCGAACCCACGACCUGAUAAUAAGCCUGGUGUCUUAACCACUAGGUCACCAAGCUUGCACUUAAUUGGGUAGUGUUGAACCUGAUCCCCAAGUAGCGGCGGGUACUUCAAUGCAAUCAGAUGUUGUUCACAUCAGUAAACUUAACUUGCUUGUAUCCAAUUUACUGAUUUUCAAAUAAAAUAAUUGACUCAAAA
Messenger RNA from Anneissia japonica, 4180 nucleotides. RefSeq names its product lysocardiolipin acyltransferase 1-like. The transcript is spliced from 3 exons. The record is from RefSeq and is a predicted model, not a curated record. NCBI's taxonomy places the organism in Eukaryota, Metazoa, Echinodermata, Crinoidea, Comatulida, Comatulidae. Gene Ontology annotation, cellular component: endomembrane system. The coding region runs from base 8 to 754 and encodes 248 amino acids. Gene Ontology annotation, molecular function: acyltransferase activity.